Messenger RNA from Rotaria sp. Silwood1, 1815 nucleotides. The record is from the annotation of a GenBank genome assembly. Lineage: Eukaryota; Metazoa; Rotifera; Eurotatoria; Philodinida; Philodinidae.
AUGUCCUCUAUUCAAGUUCAAUCAGCCGAAGUAAACAAUCUCGUUCGAUCCACUCAUCUCAUCACUGGUGAAUUUGAAAUGGGUGAAUCACAGCAGCAACAAUGUUUUCAACCACCAAUUUACUAUGAUAGCAACACUAUAGAACAACGAGAAGGUCUUCUUCGUUCACUAGCACAAAACCCCAACAUGUUGAAUGAUUUUUAUCAGUUUCUUGAAUUUACUCGAGCUCGUAGUGCACAACAGUCGUUUCAGCAUACUUACAAUGAUCAAAUAAACCAAGAACAACAACAAAUUCCAUCAAUUUUAAAUAUUAAAACAAGCUUUCAACAUAAAUCAUCAACUCCAAAACGUAGUCGACCGCUCAACGAGAGCGAUGGAUCAAUCAGUUCAGCACAGAAGCAACACAAACCAAGCACAAAUGCAUACAUACAAAGGAAACAAGCAAUAAUAACUAACGAGCAACAACGAAAAUCACUUCCAUUUGAUCAACUAAAACGUGCUGUUUCUUCCAAUUUGCCAUGCUUUUUCAUCGAAUUCGAUCAAUCUACAACUAUACAUCGACUUCCUUCAGCCUUCGAAGCUAGAAGUUUGAUUGAAAAGCAUUUUAAAGAACAUAAUAUACGUAUUCAAAAUUUUUCAUUAGUUGGAUGGGCAAAUAAACGUCUUAAAUUAGGAGUGAAUAACAAGGAAGAUUACAUGACGUUAGUAACAACAGAAAAUUGGCCUACAGCAAUCAAAAGUGUUCCUAUUAAAAUUGUGAAACCAAAAUUUAUUCCGGAUUGCUUUGCUUUAGUUGUUCGGUAUGUUCCACGUGAAUUAGAUCUUGAAUUCGUUAAAGAAGAAAUUAAACGUACUAUUGCAUCAGCCGAUAAUAUAAAACAAAUAUAUUACACGUACGAACGGAAGUCAAAUGAUUUCCGUUUUACAGUAACGGAUUUAACAGAAUAUAAUACAGCACGUGAACUUGGUCGUAUUUCGAUUGGCAAUCACUGGCUAUCCAUCACACCUUUUUUAUCUGGGAAUCGUAUGACAUAUUGUACCCGAUGUUGGAAAAUUGGUCACCUGCGUGAACAAUGUAAAAAUAAUGUACAGCGUUGUCGAGUAUGUCUACAAGAAAUAAAACAGAAGGAAGAACAUGUAUGCAACCACGUUCCAAAAUGUGCUCAAUGUGAUGGUGAACAUCAUUCACUAAAUGGUCAAUGUCACGUUAUUCAACAAUAUCGUGCUGAUCUAAAAGAAGAAGUUACUAAAGCCUUGGAAUCUGGAAAACUACAUCGAAAUGAUUAUACUAAUCCACGAUCAGAUUUCAAUAUGAAGAACGAAGAUUUUCCAUCUAUACGCAAAUCUAAGAAACCACAACAGUCAGUGUGGAAUGGUGUACAAACAGAAACUGGUCACGAUAUAACACCUGAUUCAACAAAAGCACUUCUGCUUAUAAAUGAAAAUCUGGUUGAAAUGCGUGAAAGUAAUAGAAGAGUAGAAGAGAAACUUGAAAAAAUCAAUACACAAGUGAAUCAAACAGCAUUAGAUGCAGAAUUACACCAAAGCACAAUGAAUAAAUUGAUUGAAAAUGUUCAAUCGCUCAUUCAAAAUGUACUUGGUCCAGUAAUGCAGCAAGUAAAGCCUGAAUUAUUGAAGUCCAAGAUUGGUUUACAAUCAAUCUACGAUGAUCUGCGUGAUCUGAAAAGGGAUUUAAAAAAUGAUUAUGAAAUAAGACGUAAACGUCCAACAUCAUCACUUCAACCACCAACUCCAGAUAAACAGAUUGCAACAUCGGCAAACACGAUUAGAGAAGAUUCAUUAACUAUGAAAUAA